UAUGUUCCCUUGUUAGUUGUAAACACGAUUUCAACUUAUAUACAAAUACAAAUUUUUGAAAAUUGUUGAUUCACCCAUACUUUUUUUCGAAAUUGAAAUCAUGCCUUUGGAGAACCAUAUUCCGACCUGGUACGACACCGAAAUUCGGUUCGACCUCAUGACCAGAUAUUUGAAGCUGUGCACGGGUGAGAAAACGUUUGAAGUUUUGGACCCCGUCGAGGACACCAAAGGCAACAAUGGCGAACCUGGAAAACUCGUCGUCACUAAUUUACGACUCAUUUGGCAGUCCAAAAAAUUCCCGAAAAUAAAUCUAUCAAUCGGUUACAAUCCGAUAACUUCGAUAAACAUCAAAUCCGUCACAUCCAAACUUCGCGGAUUAACUGAAUCACUGCACAUUCUCGCAAAAACUAAAGCGUCCCGGUACGAAUUCAUCUUUACGAAUUUGGUCAUUGACAACAACCGACUGUUCUCUGUGGUCCUCGCCGUCCAAAAAGCGUACACACAAUCCCGGCUUUAUCGCGAAAUCAAGAUGCGAAGUGGCAUCGUAGUUGCCAACAAAAAGUUGCAAAUGUUGCAAAAAGAACAGAUUUGUGAACAAGUAAAUGGCGUCUGGAAUUUGAGCAGUGAUCAGGGAAAUUUGGGCUCCUUUUUUAUCACGAAUGUCCGCGUCGUCUGGUACGCGGCGUCCAACGAAUUGUUCAACGCUUCAAUUCCAUUCCUACAAAUUGCCGAAAUAAAAAUUAGAGACUCCAAAUUCGGAAAGGCGUUAGUCAUCGACACGACGGAAUCCGGGGGCAGCUACGUCCUCGGUUUUCGGAUCGACCCGAAAGAAAAGCUGCUCAGCGUCUACAAAUCGCUAAUGUCCAUUCACGAAACGUACAUGACUUAUCCCGAGUAUGGCGUCGAGUUCAAUCCAGACUCCAUCGAGGCAGAAUCCGAAGAGCGUAAAACGCGCCUGGCCAAGGGCGUCGUCACUUUUGCGGACGAAGUCGAGGAGAUCGAGGACAACCCGGAAUUGGUCAGUGACGCCUUCGGCGCCUACUUCGCGGACGGAUAUCGACACGAAAAUGCGGCCGAUCGCGAAAAAAAAGUGGAAAUCAUUUUCUGCGAAGAGCUCGGACUUGCCGUCGAGAAACCGAAGGAUGGUUUCACAAUGCAGCAAUUGUGGGAGGUUAUCCCGUCAAAUUGAUAAGCUAGGAUUGAUAAGCUUAAAUAAAUAUUGAAUCAUUUUCGACUUUUGAUAAGCUAUUAUUAGUUUCAAACGUUGUAAAUGUUUCAUAAACAGAAACUGUAUAAGAAUCUAUUCUGUUGUUCUGUAAAUAUUUCCAAGUUUUCAUAAAUGUCCACCAUCAAAUUGAUAAGCUAGAAAUGAUAAGCAUAAAUAAAUAUUUUGUUGUUUUCGAACUUUGAUAGGCCACAAGUUUCAGAGUUUGUUGAUAUGUUUCAAAACAGAGGGUCAAAAUUUCUAAAAAUUUGUCAAUGUUUUUCUGUAUUUCCUAAUUUUCCUAAAAAUAUUAAUACUUCUUGCAUACAUUUUUAUAUAUUUCAG
Molecule: messenger RNA, 1549 nt
Organism: Folsomia candida
Lineage: Eukaryota; Metazoa; Arthropoda; Collembola; Entomobryomorpha; Isotomidae
Product: Bardet-Biedl syndrome 5 protein homolog
Exons: 8
Coding region: 101-1189 (362 amino acids)
Biological process (GO): cilium assembly; intracellular transport
Cellular component (GO): ciliary basal body; BBSome
Molecular function (GO): phosphatidylinositol-3-phosphate binding
Source: RefSeq, a predicted model, not a curated record